Messenger RNA from Brassica oleracea var. oleracea, 444 nucleotides. RefSeq lists its product as uncharacterized. The coding region runs from base 1 to 444 and encodes 147 amino acids. The record is from RefSeq and is a predicted model, not a curated record. Lineage: Eukaryota; Viridiplantae; Streptophyta; Magnoliopsida; Brassicales; Brassicaceae. The transcript has a single exon.
AUGGGCGGAUCACCACCUUGUGGUGACUCGGUUCGAGCCAUCAAAGAUCACAAACGUCAAGCAACCACCUCUAAGAAGUGGCCCUUUCCAGUCGAAAAUGAUCACCAGAUCACUUUUUCGGCACUGGAUACCAAGGGCGUCCACAUGCCACAUAACGAUCCUCUCCUCGUCGACCUUGACAUCGGUGAAUGCCUAGUCGCAAAAGUCCUUAUUGAUACCUGCAGCUCAGUCGAUCUCAUCUUUCGCAACACACUCGACAAAAUGGGAGUUGAUUUAAGGGAUAUGAAGCCUUCCUCUCGCACGCUCACCGGCUUCAACGGAGCCUCGGAGCAAAUGAUUGGGACAAUUCGUCUUCCAGUAUACGCAGGUGGUAUAACCUGCACCGUCAAGUUCUCCGUCCUCCGCACCAAAGCACCCUAUAAUGCUCAUGGCUGCAUUACAUGA